CUGCUCCUAGAGACGCCUGAUAGCAGGUCUCCGUCUGCUGGUCUCCCAUGCAUGGGGUCGCCUCCCUUUCGUUCAAAUAUUACAAAGCUGAGGGACAGCCAUUCAUUUGAGGUUUCACACGACUGUCAAUCAUGCUAAUUAAAGCUGCAUUUUUUGCUGCUUCUGUAAUGACUGUACUAUUGUACACCCAGCCAGCAACAGCCUCGCUCCGGCGCGUGUGUUACUACACCAACUGGGCGCAGUACCGCAAUGGCAAGGGUCGCUACGUGCCAGAAAAUGUAGAUCCCUUCAUGUGCACUCACUACAUCUACGCCUUCUCAGCGUUCGACGAGAACAACAGGAUCAGAGCUUUCGAGUGGAACGACGAAUCCCAGCCGUGGGCGAUUGGCAUGUACGAACAAUUCAAUCAGCUGAAGUUGAAAAACCCAGCCCUGAAGACCUUGCUGGCGGUUGGCGGCUGGAAUGUAGGGUCAGGGCCGUUUACACAAAUGGUUGCUACGCAACAGUCGCGCGCUCGUUUCAUCGAGAGCGCCAUCGAAUUCGUGAGGAAGUGGGGAUUCGAUGGCCUUGACGUGGACUGGGAAUAUCCAGCCAACAGGGGCAGUCCCCCCGAAGAUCGGGACAACUUUACAUUUUUGAUUAAAGAGCUGCGUGCGGCAUUCGAGAGUGAAUCUUUGAGCACAGGUCGCCCCCGCCUCCUGCUGUCAGCUGCUGUUGGUGCCGGCAAGAGCAAGAUCGACACCGCCUACAACAUCCCGGCCCUCAUGCUAUACUUGGACUUUGCAAGCAUCAUGUCCUAUGACCUGCACGGCGCCUGGGAGACCCACACAGGUCAUCACACAGCACUGUUCCCCAGAAGUGACGAAACUGGCGAUGACCGAUACCUGAAUGUGGACUUCGCAGUCAACUACUGGGUGCAGCUCGGCGCCCCCAAGGAGAAGCUGAACGUUGGCCUUUCCACCUACUGGAGAACCUUCACCUUGUCCUCCACCUCCCAGACCGGUCUGGGGGUUCCAGUCUCGGCCAGAAACGGAGGGUGCACAGACAGGCGAAAAAGAGCGUCCUGGCCUACUACGAAUGACUUCAUUGUCAUCUGCGGACUUUGUGAUUCGUUGCUACAGUUUGUGCUUAUGUGUGUGCGACAUGCUGAGCAGUGGAGGCCAGAACACCAAGACCGUGAGCAGUUUGUCCCUUACGUCACCAAAGGUGACCAGUGGGCCGGCGGUGAUGACGUCGCCAGCAUCACCACGAAGACCUGCUAUGUCAAGCAACACGGGUUUGGUGGUGUCAUGGUGUGGACACCAGAUGAUGACGACUUCUCGGGUACCAGCUGUCCAGAAGGAAAAUACCCUCUGAUGACCGCCAUCAUCAAGGAACUCAACAACCCAUCCUUCGCAAACUGUCCUGGAGUCAUACCGCCAACAGACAAAUGCCAGCAGAAGGUAUACCCAUAUGGACGCCGGUCCAUACCCAACGGCCUUCACAUCACACACAUCUAUGAAGUAGACUAUUUUUUCUUGCAUCAACUUGCACAAUGGCUUCUAUCCGAUCCUCUUCACUGCGACCAGUACUUCGCCUGUGUCAGCCAGGUCGCCUACGGGGUGAAAUGCGAACAGGGCAAGAGAUACAACAGAGACAAACAGGACUGUGUGGUGUCAGUUGGUGACUGUCCUAGCAGCAGGCAACCACCUACCAUUCCGCCUUCAACCUCUCCGAUUGGACUUCGCUGUCAACUACUGGUGCAGCGCUCGGAGCCCCAAGAGAAGCUGAACAUUGGUUGGCCACCUACUGGAGACCUUCACUUGUCCUCCCCCUACCAGACUGGCCUGGGGGCACAAGCCAAAGGUCCUGGCAAAGAGGGUCCUCAGACAAGGACUGAGGGUUUCCUGGCUUACUAUGAAGUGUGUGACAUAAUGCACCAAGGAGGCCAGAUGCACGAAGACCCUGAGCAGUACGUCCGCUACAUUUCCAAUGGCGACCAAUGGGCCGGCGGCGAAGACAUCGUUAGCAUCACCAAGAAGACCUGCUACAUCAAGCAACACGGGUUUGGCGGUGUCAUGGUGUGGGCACCCGACCUGGAUGACUUCUCGGGUACCAGCUGUCAAGAAGGAACGUACCCGUUGAUGAACGCCGUCAUCAAGGAACUCAACAGCCCAUCAUACGGAAACUGCCCCAGUCAUAUAAUUCUACCGGUCUCCACUACUCGCUAUCCGACUCCACAGCUUCACACCACACAGCCCCCAUGGCACGUGGAUACCACGCAUCCUCCAUAUAUUCCGCUGGAGACCUGGGUGCCUCCAUACACGACUAACCCUCCACACACGCCAAGCCCUUCAUCAGGACAUGGACUAUCUGAAAUAUACGACUUUUCCUGCAUGAAUCUACACAACGGCUUCUACCCCAACUCCCAAUCACUGCGAACCAGUACUUACGACUUCGCAGUCAACUACUGGGUGCAGCUCGGAGCCCCCAAGGAGAAGCUGAACGUUGGCCUUUCCACCUACUGGAGAACCUUCACCUUGUCCUCCCUCCCAGACCGGUCUGGGGGUUCCAGUCUCGGGGCCAGGAAACGAGGGUGCACAGACAGGCGAAAAGAGCGUCCUGCCUACUACGAAGUGUGCGACAUGCUGAGCAGUGGAGGCCAGAAGCACCAAGACCGUGAGCAGUUUGUCCCUUACGUCACCAAAGGUGACCAGUGGGCGGCGACCUGCUAUGUCAAGCAACAAGGGUUUGGUGGUGUCAUGGUGUGGACACCAGAUGAUGACGACUUCUCGGGUAGCAGCUGUCAAGAAGGAAAAUACCCUCUGAUGACCGCCAUCAUCAAGGAACUCAACAACCCAUCCUUCGCAAACUGUCCUGGGUAAAACAUUCGUUUGUUG
Messenger RNA from Pomacea canaliculata, 2879 nucleotides. RefSeq names its product probable chitinase 10. Gene Ontology annotation, biological process: chitin catabolic process; carbohydrate metabolic process. The transcript has 24 exons. Bases 132 to 2864 code for a protein of 910 amino acids. Gene Ontology annotation, cellular component: extracellular region. Gene Ontology annotation, molecular function: chitinase activity; chitin binding. The record is from RefSeq and is a predicted model, not a curated record. NCBI's taxonomy places the organism in Eukaryota, Metazoa, Mollusca, Gastropoda, Architaenioglossa, Ampullariidae.